AUGAGUGUGAUAAAUAAGACUAUUGUUGUCGGUAUCGAUGGAGUCGGCACGAAAAUCGAAAUUGCCGAUGCGGUUGGGGAUUAUUCUGGUGUGGGAUACGACGUUGUUGGAAUGUGCGUGAAUGACGUGCUGUGCCACUGCGCCGCCCCGAUCGCUUUCCUGGACUACUUUGUGUGCGGGAAGCUCGACCGCAAACGGGCUUCGGAUGUUGUGAAAAGUAUUGCGGAAGCGUGUAUCGAGGCGGAUUGCUCGCUUGUUGGCGGGGAAACAGCUGAAAUGCCCGGCGUCUACCUCCCAAAACAAUGGGAUUUGGCCGGGUGUGCGAUUGCCGUUAGAGAUUCGGAUUGGCCGUAUUUGCCGGAGACUUCAAAAAUCGAACCCGGCGGACUAAUGCUAAAACCCACACGAAUCUACGUCCGAUCCGUACUUCCACUGAUGAAAGAAGGGUUGAUCAAAGCUGCCGCUCACAUUACUGGAGGAGGGAUUACAGAAAACGCUGCAAGGGUUCUGGAUAAAGACGGAAACGUAGCGCUUGAAAUUGACGCGUCGGCUUGGGAAAAGCACGAGAUAUUCGAUUGGCUUGGGUCGAUGGGUCCGGUGGAGGCGAAGGAAUUACUUCGCACAUUUAAUUGUGGACUCGGGAUGACACUGGUCGUUUCUAAAGAGAAAGCUGAUGAAGUUCAGCGCCGACUAGUCCAAAGUGGAGAAUCGGCCUAUCGGAUUGGCAGCGUUAUUGAGAGAGCUUCAGAGGCCCUAAUAACCUACAAAAACCUCGAAAACGCCUUCAAGCUGACGAAAUACGUGCGCGAGACCCGUAAAAUCCGCGUCGGCAUCCUGAUUUCUGGGGCCGGGUCGAAUAUGCAGAGGUUGAUCGAGAGGGCGCAGAGGCCGGGCAGUAACUGUGAGGUUG
This is a messenger RNA of Mesorhabditis spiculigera, 910 nucleotides long. The record is from the annotation of a GenBank genome assembly. NCBI's taxonomy places the organism in Eukaryota, Metazoa, Nematoda, Chromadorea, Rhabditida, Rhabditidae.